Suillus fuscotomentosus is the source of this 1736-nucleotide messenger RNA. Its product is annotated as alpha/beta-hydrolase. Bases 103 to 1602 code for a protein of 499 amino acids. Lineage: Eukaryota; Fungi; Basidiomycota; Agaricomycetes; Boletales; Suillaceae. The transcript has 11 exons. The record is from RefSeq and is a predicted model, not a curated record.
GGAGGCGGUCGUUGUUGUCACUUGGACCCUUUUAUAUAUAUAACACUAUUUUGUAAACUUGUGGGUGUUUUGUCGUUGGUCGAUUUCUUGCUCUGCUUCCGUAUGCCCUACAUCGAUAUCCCAUCCAGGGACGACUAUGUGUCGAUAUGGUACAUCACUAACUCUGACUACGGUAAUGUUGGCAGCUUUGACCCAGAGCGGCCCACUUGUAUCCUCCUUCAUCCCUUAUUUCUGGACUCCAGCUGGUUGAUUAGACACUUCGACGACCCCAGACUCUCCAAAGAAUACAACUUGAUAGCCUUCGACCAGCGGACUUGCGGACGAUCACGAUGUAGACCCAGCCAAUGGCACGACAGCUACGUUGAUGCUGCAGAUCUCGCUAUGGCCUGCCAGGCUUUACUCUUACCUCCCUCACACAUACUAGCAUUCGAAGGCAUUUCUGUCAAUGCAGCUCUAAGACUUACUACAUUGUGGCCCGAGCAAGUCCUAAGUCUGACUUUAUGCGACGUCCCCCCACCGACAGAACUCCAAUGGGUCUUCCACGCCUACGACGAACUCCUCCAAUUAUGGUGUCAUGCACCUGACCUCGACUCAUUCGAACAUGCAGGGAACGAAGUAGUGACUUUCAUGACUGGGGAGCAAAUUUACGGUGCCACGUGCACGCCGCAGAGCGACAAUCUAGACCUUCAAGAUGAUUUGAUAGCCUACUGGGAGAAAUACACGCCUCCGACAAAACGUCUGAGGAUAGUAGAACUUGUUAACAUUAUGAUGAAUCGCACGCUUUUGAGACCCGAAGAACUUGCCAGUAUCGCUUGCCCUGUUCUUAUUAUUCAGGGAGAAGCAAGUCCCAUAGCUCCGCUAAAAUACGCGGAGAAACUGAAACAGCAUUUACCAAACGCCCAAGAUGGACCUCGGUUGUACGUUGUCAAGGGCGCCAAAGCUUGUCUGAACAUCAUCCCUGGAAGCGCUUCGAUAGUGAACCAGGUCUUCUCAAAGUUUCUUGCCCAACAGCGUCGUACGCGGUCCGACCUCCUUCCUCCAAAUAUGACCAUACGAGAACGGUCAAAGGUCGCUCUAUCGAAACUUGCGGAAUUCGUCGGCAUUCCAUCUAUUGCCCAAAGGGAUCCUUGUUCUCCUCUUUCGUUUUCAUGUGUAAAAGCCGAUGUCGCGAAAAGCCAGUUGGAAAACCUGAUGUUUUACGCGAAGGACUUGGAUAAAGCAUACUGUCCGCUUGGGAGAGAUGGUCGGCCGUUGCGGAAAUACUCUGAACGGAAGAAGGAAGCUCACUGGUUCCAAGGAGACAAACAUGGUAAUAGCUACAUCGACACUUCUGAGCUCCAAGCCGCUCGCAACUACAAGGGGUACAAACAGUCACAUUCCAAGACUGCCGACUCUCCGGAACGUCCAGUAGCAGGAUCUUUGACUGCGAACAAAGAAAGCCUAGUCACAGACGAGGUCGCGCAGGAUGGUCGCAUGCGUCGAACAACCUACAAUGCUAGCUCAGUCGACAAGCACGUUAUUAGAGGAACGAUGCAGAAGGUAGUGACGCAAAGUGGUCAGCUGCCUAAAGGGCUUAUAACGAAGGCUUUGUUACCGUCGUGACUGGUCAUGAUAUCUGUACCAAAAGUAUUAACCCUCAUUUUCUCUUCCCAUGGCUGCCACAGAUCACAUCACGACGUCUGGAAUUUCACAACUACCUUAAUGUUUUCAGCACAUAUAUAUGUAUCCACAUCUAA